Molecule: messenger RNA, 684 nt
Organism: Bombyx mandarina (wild silkworm)
Lineage: Eukaryota; Metazoa; Arthropoda; Insecta; Lepidoptera; Bombycidae
Product: serine protease inhibitor swm-1
Source: RefSeq, a predicted model, not a curated record
AUGUUACAGUUCAACGAAAAUUUCCUGCUGCUUCUCUUGGGAGUGGUAGCCCUAAGUCGUGGCAUUUAUAUUGUAAAAGACGAAUGUCCUCCAAACGAAGAGUAUUUGCUGUGCGGGUCUGCGUGUCCAUUCAACUGCAGCUCCCCCUCAGGCCCGGUGGUCUGUUCCGAUGACUGCGUCGAGGGCUGCUUCUGCAAGUCAGGGUUUCUGAGGAACGAGAACGGCACCUGUGUGGGAGCCGAUCAGUGUAUUGGCGACACGAAUCCAGUCUGCGGUAACAAUGAAGAGUUCUUAUCAUGCGGUACAGCCUGCCCGCUGACCUGCAAGCAACCCGAAGCCCUGGUCUGUGGGCUAGCGUGCAGCAUGGGCUGCUUCUGCAAAUCAGGAUACGUGAGGGAUGAAUCGUCAAAUAACUGCGUCACUCUGGACAAAUGUCCUGUGGAGCAAUGUUUAAACGAGAAUGAAGUCUAUGACAUUUGUAACGCAUCCUGCGAGCCGACUUGUGCUGAUCCCGAACCGAUCUGUACCAAAAUCUGCGCCGGAGGCUGUAUCUGUGCCGACGGACUCCUCAGAAACGACGCCGGCGAUUGCGUCAGCAUCGACAAGUGUCCCGGAGGAAACUCAACCGAUCCGGGCUUCCUGAAUAAAUAUUUGGAAGUUAUUAACAAAAUUUUGCACGUAUGA